This is a messenger RNA of Euleptes europaea (tarantolino), 2907 nucleotides long. RefSeq names its product microtubule affinity regulating kinase 1 (gene MARK1). The coding region runs from base 3 to 2408 and encodes 801 amino acids. The record is from RefSeq and is a predicted model, not a curated record. Gene Ontology annotation, cellular component: cytoplasm. Gene Ontology annotation, biological process: protein phosphorylation; microtubule cytoskeleton organization; intracellular signal transduction. NCBI's taxonomy places the organism in Eukaryota, Metazoa, Chordata, Lepidosauria, Squamata, Sphaerodactylidae. Gene Ontology annotation, molecular function: ATP binding; protein serine/threonine kinase activity; tau-protein kinase activity. The transcript has 18 exons.
AGAUGUCCACCCGCACGCCGCUGCCCACCGUCAACGAGCGGGACGCCGAGAACCACACUUCUGUUGAUGGAUAUACGGAGCCCCAUGUCCAGCCCACAAAAUCAAGCAGCAGGCAAAACAUACCCCGUUGCAGGAACUCAAUCACAUCCACAAAUGAAGACCAUCCUCACAUUGGGAAUUACCGCUUACUCAAAACAAUAGGAAAAGGAAAUUUUGCUAAAGUGAAGCUGGCUAGACACGUUCUUACCGGUAGAGAGGUUGCUGUGAAAAUAAUAGACAAAACCCAGCUAAAUCCCACCAGUCUACAAAAGCUGUUCCGAGAAGUACGAAUAAUGAAGAUAUUGAAUCACCCUAAUAUUGUUAAAUUGUUUGAAGUGAUUGAAACGGAGAAAACGUUGUAUUUAGUAAUGGAAUAUGCCAGUGGAGGCGAAGUAUUUGACUACUUGGUUGCACAUGGAAGAAUGAAAGAGAAAGAAGCACGUGCAAAAUUUAGACAGAUUGUGUCUGCUGUUCAGUACUGCCAUCAAAAGUGUAUUGUUCAUCGUGAUCUUAAGGCAGAAAAUCUCCUUCUUGAUGGAGACAUGAACAUUAAAAUUGCUGAUUUUGGUUUUAGUAAUGAAUUUACCAUUGGCAAUAAACUAGACACUUUUUGUGGAAGCCCUCCAUAUGCUGCCCCUGAACUCUUUCAAGGAAAGAAAUACGAUGGCCCGGAAGUAGACGUCUGGAGCCUCGGAGUAAUUCUUUACACUCUAGUUAGUGGAUCGUUGCCCUUUGACGGUCAGAAUUUAAAGGAACUGAGAGAACGGGUAUUACGGGGGAAGUACCGGAUACCAUUCUAUAUGUCCACAGACUGUGAAAAUCUACUGAAAAAGCUACUUGUGUUGAAUCCAAUCAAGAGAGGGAGCCUGGAACAAAUAAUGAAAGACCGAUGGAUGAAUGUUGGCCAUGAAGAAGAAGAAUUAAAGCCAUAUAUUGAGCCUGAGCCAGAUUUUAAUGACACCAAAAGAAUAGAUAUAAUGGUUACAAUGGGUUUUGCAAGAGAUGAAAUUCAUGAUUCUUUAGUAAACCAAAAAUAUGAUGAAGUCAUGGCUACUUACCUGCUCCUAGGCAGAAAACCACCUGAGUUUGAAGGAAGUGAGUCCCUGUCCAGUAGUAACCUGAGUCAAAGAUCUCGACCAAGCAGUGAUCUCAACAACAGUUCGACGCACUCUCCCGCUCAGCUGAAAGUCCAGAGGAGUAUAUCGGCCAAUCAGAAACAACGACGGUUCAGCGAACAUGGUGGGGAUGGCAUUCAAACAAUUGGCCCAGCAAUUCCUCCUGCUGUCUCAUACUCAAAAAGGGGCCAAGCAAAUAGUGUGGAGAGUGAACAUAAAGAGGAAUGGGAUAAAGAUGUAGCACGUAAACUUAGCAGCACUACAGUUGGGUCCAAAGGAGAGAUGACAGCAAGCCCGCUUGUGGGCCCUGAAAGGAAAAAAUCAACUCCUGUUCCAAGCAAUAAUGUGUUUGCUGGGACUAGCAUGACACGAAGAAACACCUAUGUCUGUGAAAGGUCUACAGAUCGCUAUUCUGCCAUACAGAAUGGAAAAGACAGCAGCCUAACGGAAAUGUCUGCAAGCAGCACCUCUUCUGCUGGCUCUGCUGCCACUUGUGCAAUAGCGACACGACCUCGACACCAGAAGUCCAUAUCUGCCUCUGGACACCCAAUAAAAGUUACAUUGCCAACGAUCAAAGAUGGCAGUGAAACUUACCGGCCAAGCGCAACUCAAAGAGCGCCUGCUGCUUCCCCGUCUGCUCACAGUAUUAGCACUAGCACUCCAGACCGAACCCGCUUUCCACGGGGGAGUUCAAGUCGCAGCACUUUCCAUGGCGAGCAGCUACGGGAGCGGCGCAACGCCACUUACAACGGCCCCCCUGCAUCGCCGUCGCACGAGACAGGCACGUUUGCUCAGACUAGAAGAGGGACGUCAACUGGCAUUAUCAGCAAGAUAACAUCCAAAUUUGUUCGCAGGGAUCCAAGUGAAGGCGAAGCCAGUGGCAGAACUGACACCUCAAGGAGCACUUCUGGAGAACCAAAAGAGCGAGAAAAGGAGGAUGGCAAAGAUUCUAAGCCACGGUCUUUGAGGUUCACCUGGAGUAUGAAGACCACGAGUUCCAUGGACCCAAAUGACAUGAUGAGAGAGAUUAGAAAAGUGUUAGACGCUAACAACUGUGACUAUGAACAAAAGGAGAGGUUCCUGCUCUUCUGCGUUCACGGCGAUGCACGACAGGAUAGCCUUGUCCAGUGGGAGAUGGAAGUUUGUAAAUUGCCCCGCCUAUCGCUCAACGGAGUCCGCUUCAAGCGAAUAUCUGGGACUUCGAUCGCCUUUAAGAACAUUGCAUCCAAAUUAGCUAAUGAGCUUAAGCUGUAAAGGGUAGCGUCAUUUCUGGGAUCAGGGAAGAUUCAUACGUGAUCUGAGCUUACAUUCUGAAUGUACUGGUUAUGCCUAACAUUGAUUGGCCUGUGAAACGCCCGUGUAGAGAUUGUCCCUAUUGCAAUAAGGUUAUACAUAGUUAUUCUGAAUUGUACAAUUUAAUUCAGUAUGACCUAUAUUAAAAGAAAAAAACUGUAGCUAAAGAAGUUAUGUUCACAUGUACAGGUUAAGUAUAUAGAGCAUUCUGUUCAUUUUAUGUUCAUAGAGUUGUAUAAUAAAAAGGAGGCUUAAAAAUCCAGAUCUUGUAUAGUUGCCUAGAGAUCUGCACAGAAGAGUGUUUCACUUUGAGUUGGAAAGACCUUCCUGUCAUUAUUUACAUUUUUUGUGGUUUUUAUAAUUCUUACCUCCUAUCAUGCCUUUUUUAAAACUGCAUCCAUAAUAGAAAUGCACAAAAAAUUGUUUUCACAACUGUAGCAUGGACAAUUUUAGUUAUUUA